AUGUUCCACCCCUUCUCUAUCCUCCACAUCCCACCCCUCCUCAUAGCAACAGCCACAACCUUCGGCGGCCUCUGGCCCUUCAUCAACCCGCACUCCGCGCUCCUCGAAUUCGGUUUCCCAAAAGCAACCGCGACCUCCAAACCCGCUCAAUCAGUCAUGGUCGUCUGUUCCGCGCGUACCACCGCCACCGGGGCGUCUAUCUUCGCAUUCUACUAUAUGGGUGAUCUAAAGGCCGUGGAUGUCAUGUUGAUGGUUUUGGGAUAUGUCGGUGCGGUGGAUGCUUAUGUGUGUUACGGGGAGGGGAUGAGGGAUAAGGCUGUUUUGAGGGGGGUUGCUGGGGGGGUUAUUGCGCUUUGGGGGGUAACGGGGAUGACAGGGGGGUGGUAG
This is a messenger RNA of Glarea lozoyensis ATCC 20868, 387 nucleotides long. RefSeq lists its product as uncharacterized. The record is from RefSeq and is a predicted model, not a curated record. The transcript has a single exon. Lineage: Eukaryota; Fungi; Ascomycota; Leotiomycetes; Helotiales; Helotiaceae. The coding region runs from base 1 to 387 and encodes 128 amino acids.